This is a messenger RNA of Perca fluviatilis (European perch), 1038 nucleotides long. Its product is annotated as TATA box-binding protein-associated factor RNA polymerase I subunit B-like. NCBI's taxonomy places the organism in Eukaryota, Metazoa, Chordata, Actinopteri, Perciformes, Percidae. The record is from RefSeq and is a predicted model, not a curated record. The transcript is spliced from 11 exons. Gene Ontology annotation, cellular component: RNA polymerase I core factor complex; RNA polymerase transcription factor SL1 complex. The coding region runs from base 16 to 1038 and encodes 340 amino acids. Gene Ontology annotation, biological process: RNA polymerase I preinitiation complex assembly; nucleolar large rRNA transcription by RNA polymerase I. Gene Ontology annotation, molecular function: RNA polymerase I core promoter sequence-specific DNA binding.
UUUAGAGAAGUGAAAAUGGACGAAGAGCAAACGGCUGGGUACAGGGAGCCCUGUGGUGUGUGUUCAGCGGUGGAUUGGGGCGUUUCAGACGAGGGACGUUUCUACUGCAGGUCCUGCCACAACGUCAUCGAGAGAACCAGAGAGGUGGUGGACCCCACCUUUACUCCCGCUCCUCCGGAUCUCCACCAUCGGCCGAGGAACCAGAAACAAGAGGCCGGCUGGUUUGGGGUGUUUUUCAGAGCCAGUGGGUGGGUGAUCUGGCGAAGGCUUCCAGUUCAUCCUGAGAAACCAGAGCCAACGCUCUGCUCAAACUGGGGAGUCAGUCCACGAUUUAAGGAUGAAGUGCUGAGUCAGCUUUGGAGAAUCUACCUGCAGAAGAGUCGGCAGGCGUACACCAACACCCCUGUGAGGACCUCCACGUUUAAAGUGCGAGGUCAGGACUCUGAUUCUGACAGUGCAGCUGAGAUGUCUGUCCUGUCGGCCAGUGAGACGGACGGAGACACCAACGCGUCCAGCACCGCCGGCUCCAUCGCGGAGAGCUCCAGUGAUUGGUCGCAGUGUUCGGGUUCUCUGGACGCCGCCAGCUACCUGUCGGCCCGGCUCAGACGCACUCGCCACGCUCUGAUGACCAUGAAGAAGACUCUGGCUCUGCUCCACCUCGCUCUGGUCUGGAUCCAGGAGCCGCUAACGCUCAGCGACCUGCUCAGUUCCCUGAAACUGUUCCCCGUUGUUGUAGUUCCUGAAACUGUUCCCGAAGCCUCUGAGGAACUUCCUGAGGAGAUGAAACUCGAAGGAAAAGACGCUCUCAUCUUCAGAGUCGAGAGCGUGCCGUCCCACCGGGCGGUGCAUAAGGAGGCUCAGACUCUGAUUCUGUUCCUGCAGCUUCCUGCUUUUCCUCCAAUCAGCCGGCAGAGUCUGCUGCAUCCGGCCCUGCUCAGCCUGCGCUACCUGAUGGAUGCUAAUCUGCCCGACGAUCUCCACCCGUGGGUCUGCCGGGUGAUGGAGUGCGCCGGGAUGUCUAUCAACCUCCACCGUUGA